GGACUGUCACCCGCUCUUCGCUCCCUCUUACGUUCUCCACUCCCUUUUACGCUCUCCCGCUCUUCACCACAGAGUCUCCGAGGAGUCUCCGCUGCGCUUGGGAGAACCCAACUCAUUAGAAUAAGCUUUAGUGUGAAAUAACUACCACGAUCAGUAAACGUACGCCCGGUCGCGCCCGCGCAUUUACAAAGUCAAGUGUUCGCUUUUCUCCGAGUGUUCAAUUUUCAGCAAACUAGGAAAUUUCCAGGACCAGCAACCCCAUCACCCUUACAUUUUGGUCCUUCGAGCCGGAUAUCCUGGAUUUUUCAAGUUUGUCCACCAGCGAGCAACUUAUAAGAUAACAUGGCUCCUCGUCAACAAAACGCACGCAGUGCUCGUGCCGUGGAGAGCAGACGUACCCGAGGUAUUCAAUCCUACCGAUGCCGAGUCUGCCGCGGUAUCCAUCCUCUUCGGAAGUGCGCGAGGUUCCUAAAGCUCAGCGCUGAAAAGCGUUUGCGAGCAGUCCUCAUUAACCAAUACUGCGCCAAUUGCCUCGCUCACGAGCAUUCCACAGGAGACUGCCGAAGCGGUGAUCGUUGCAAGAAGUGCGACCGAUCCCACCACACGCUGCUCCACAUGCACGAGCAGGUUAGCUCGUUGUCGCGGUCGCGAGCGCGCUCGCGUCGCCAACCGGUGCCAACCCGGCAAGCAGCUUCGGCCUCGUCCCAACGUUCCCGCCGGCACAAUCCGCCAACUCAGCGUAGGAGUUCACCGCCACGACGACCGGAAUCGACGACGCCAGGCCCAUCGCUCUCGUCCCUGCUGCAACGCCACAGCGUGAACAUCCUUCCCACAGCGCUGGUCAAGUUGGAGACCGGGACGAAGACCUUCGAGACCGCAGCACUUAUCGAUCCGUGCAGCCCCAUGAGCUGCAUCGACGCUUCGUUGGCGUCAGCCUUUAAGCUUUCGAUGACCAAUGUUGGCGACGAGAAGGUCUGCACGACGACGAUUCGCUCCAGGAUCGACGCGAACACGAAGCUCGAGGUCGUGCUCAAGAUCGAGCCCAGGGUGCGGAUCCGUACACCUGUCCGGGCAUUGAGCGACACCGUAGUGUCCAAGUACAGGGACAUCAUGCUGGCGGAUGACGGGUUCCAUCGGCCUGCUACCGUAUCCAUGGUCUUAGGAGCAGACAUUUAUCCUAAGGUUAUCCAAUCCGGAUUCCUGACCUUCGACGAGGGAAUGCCGGUCGCUCAAAAGACCGUGUUUGGGUGGAUCGUGUCCGGUGCCUGCAGCUUGCCGUAGGAUGGCUAUGUUGCAACCCCAGUGAUUGCAAGGGGGGCGGAAUGUUCGAGUUACGGGGUUUGGACUGUCACCCGCUCUUCGCUCCCUCUUACGUUCUCCACUCCCUUUUACGCUCUCCCGCUCUUCACCACAGAGUCUCCGAGGAGUCUCCGCUGCGCUUGGGAGAACCCAACUCAUUAGAAUAAGCUUUAGUGUGAAAUAACUACCACGAUCAGUAAACGUACGCCCGGUCGCGCCCGCGCAUUUACAAAGUCAA
This is a messenger RNA of Drosophila simulans, 1537 nucleotides long. RefSeq lists its product as uncharacterized. NCBI's taxonomy places the organism in Eukaryota, Metazoa, Arthropoda, Insecta, Diptera, Drosophilidae. The transcript is spliced from 2 exons. The record is from RefSeq and is a predicted model, not a curated record. The coding region runs from base 343 to 1281 and encodes 312 amino acids.